Messenger RNA from Petromyzon marinus (sea lamprey), 7535 nucleotides. Its product is annotated as WD repeat-containing protein 90-like. Gene Ontology annotation, molecular function: protein binding. NCBI's taxonomy places the organism in Eukaryota, Metazoa, Chordata, Hyperoartia, Petromyzontiformes, Petromyzontidae. The record is from RefSeq and is a predicted model, not a curated record. Gene Ontology annotation, cellular component: centriole.
CUCGGCCUGAGACGUCGGCGGGAGAGGGGUGGCUCCCCACCUCGCGUCUUCAGCGUCGUCUCGCGUGUUUUGUGUUAAGCUGAUGAGUGUUCAGCAAGGUUUAAGCAACAACAACAAACAACAACAAUAAACAACAACAAACAACGCGCACGCACACGCAUCGACAACACAAUGGCGAGCAAACUGUGGCAACAACCUUAUGUCAACGUCUUCAAACACUUCAAAGUGGACGAGUGGAAAAGAGCGGCGAAAGAGGGAGAUGUAUCCGCAGUGGUGGACAAGACUCUGAAGGCUACCGUGUACCGGAUUACAGGCGCGGUUCCGGCAGCAAAUUAUGUGAAGCUGCCGAGCUCGCCCGCUCACUCGCUCGGGCUUACGGGGCGGUUCCUGUACUUGCUGUUCAAGCCCGUGCCCAACAAGUUCUUCGUAGUGCAUCUUGAUGUGUGCACACAGGAAGGUCUGGUAAUCCGGGUCUCGUUCUCGAAUCUCUUCAAAGAGUUUACAUCCACCAACACCUGGCUACAGUUUCCCUUCCUGUGUGGAGGAGCCAAGGGCUCCGUGCAUGAACGAACUGCAGCCGCCAACAAGCAAGCGGAUGACCGAGGUCCAGCUCCAGGAAACGUUCGGUGGACGUGCCUCAUGCUGGACCUGCACCAUGUCCUGUCCUGCUACCUCAGUCAGUGCUACAGCCACGUCAAGAGCGUCAAGCUGUGCUCCUGCAUGAUGGUGCGCAACAUCUUCACCAGCGACGCCGUCUACCAGCCUGGUCUGACUUUUGCCGAGGCCAAGCUGUCAGGUCUGAUGUCCCAGGGCUUCGUGGCAAUGCCACGGGAAAUGGCCUUUCCCGUCCCCAAAGACUCUAGCUGGCAUGAGUUCUAUGACUAUAUCAGGUUCCCUUCAAAUGGAAAACGCCUUCCCUUUGACUCCAUACAGAAGGGGCAAGCAGGCCCAUCAGAGACAGCUCCUGCGCAAAUGAGUCCAGCGAGGAACGUGCCCAGGACGGUGAACGCCAGCAAAUCUGGCCACGAGCGAGUGUCCAUCAUUCAGCAGACGACGGCGCCAAGGAAGCAACCCAAUAAGUCACGGCUCGUGGUGUUGAGCCUGCCAGAGGUACACCUGAGGACACCAACUGAUGGAAUCUCGCGCGCCCAUGGCGGCGAAAACACCGGCCGAGCAGGCGACGGGGAAGGCUCGCGGGGGGGGAACGACGGACAGAACUCGGGCGUGGACUCAAGUCCGCAUGAAGCCAAAGCCCUCGGUGAUGACGGCGGCAUCCAUGUGUACGCGCACAGAGCGGGCGGCGGUAACAGCCGGCCAGCCGAGAUGCUUUCACGGGAGGUUCCAGAGGCUGUGGACCUAAUCGGGACUCCGGUCAUUAAACACAAGACCCUACAGUCUGAGCCACUACUGAAGUUAAGGAGGGUUGUGGGGUUUGGUGGCGAAACCAACGGAUAUGCUCUGUGGACGCGCAACGGCGCCACGCUCGUGUACCCGUGCCAUGCCGUUAUCGUGGCCCUGGAUGUGGAGACGUCGUCGCAACACUUCCUCACGGGACACUCUGACAAGGUGUCCGCUCUGGCGUUUGAUGGCAACACGGAGAUUUUGGCGUCCGGGCAAAGCGGUCCUCAGGCUAUUGUGCGAAUCUGGAACUUCCAGAAGGGAAGCUGCCUCGCCAUGUUCAAGACGCACGCUCAUUCACUCUUCUCGCUCAGCUUUUCAUGGAGUGGCGAUGUCCUCAGCGGAGUGGGCAGGGACAGUCACGGGAAGACUAUGGUGGUGGUGUGGGACACCUCUGGGGUGACCCACAGGAGAGAUGUCCUCAUCCUCGCCAAGGCACACACGGGUGUGGACGUGCAGACGAUGGUCAUCUCGCCGUUCGACGAAUCUAGGCUCGUGUCGUGCGGGCGCGACAACGUCCGUGUGUGGCGGUUGCAGAACGGCUCCCUGCGAUCAUGCGCUGUUGACCUGGGCGACCUGCACUCCACAGAGGUCACCGAUGUCGCCUUCCAAGAGCGCAGCCCGGCACUUGACGACAAGCGGCUGUUCGCCUGCACCAGAAGUGGCCACAUUCUGGACAUUGACUACAAGCACAACGUCGUGCGGGAAGUCACGCGCCUCCGCCAGCCUCCGAGCCGCUCUCCUCGUGAGCGACUGCCCGACCAAGGCUUUGAGCUGGCCCUGACUCGCUUGGCCGUCUCGCGCUGGUUUUGUGUGACCGGCUCUGAAGACGGCACGGUGAGAGUGUGGUCCCCAGACUUCUCCCGCGUCCUCCUGCAAACUGACCUGGGAGGUGCCGUGUCACUGCUGGGAGUAUCGGCGGACGGACGACACGUGCUGGCUGGCACACGCACGGGCCACCUGGCCCGCCUGGAUGUUGGCGGCCGCAGCUACGCUACGGUGACCAGGUCACCGGUAGGGCCAUUGCUGGACUUCUCCCUGGAUCUCGAGCGUCAGCGGGUGGCAGCAGUGUCCACCAACGGCUCGCUAACAAUCUGGGACCUCGGCACUGGGCAGCAGCUGUACGAGUUCAGCGGUGCAGAGGACAGCGCCUGCACCGUCAGCUGCCACCCACAGCUGGAGAGAUUCGCCUGCGGAUUCAGCAGCGGCUCCGUGCGAGUGUUUGACGUCGUCGGUGCACGCCUCCUGGCACAGCACAGGCAGCACCGAGGAGAGAUCACGGGCCUGGAGUUCUCUCCGAAUGGGGAGCACAUGUACAGCUGCGACGCCAGGGGCUCGUUGGCGCUUUACAGCGCCAUCUGCAAGGAGCACACUCUCGUCAGGCUGCUCAGCGGUGUGGUGGCGCGGGGCACGAGCUACGCCCCCAGCGCCCUGGCCGUGAGCGGCGACGGCGCCCACCUCGCCUUUGUGGGGCCCUCCGAGUUCGCCGUCACCGUGGCCGACGCUCGCUCGCUAUGCGAGCUUCUGCGCGUGGACGUGAGCAUCGUGGACGCGUCCAGCCCCACCCUGGACCAGGCGGAGCGCGUGUGCUUUGGCCCAGCGGGGCAGCUGCUGGUGGCGACCGCCUCUGGCAAAGUGCUGUGGUUUGACGCACGCACUGGACGACUGCUCAAAGAGGUGAGAGACGUGCAGGGUGCAGGCUGCUCUGCCUUGCAGGUGAGUGAGGACGGCGCCAUUGUGGCCAUGGCGAGUGAUGCGACACUCCGGGCCUGGGACCCCGGGAGCGGCCUCGAAGUCCAGGCGUUUGUCGGGCACUCGCAGGAGGUCCGCCGGCUGCGCUUCACAGGCCGUUGCCCGGGCCUCGUCAGUGGGGGCGGCACCAUCUUCAUGUGGGACUUGGCGGGCUACGAGUCGGAGAGCACUGCGAAGACAGGUGGAAGGACUGACCAUCCGUUGCCGAUGUGGUCUCCCGGGGAUCGCGUGGGAUUCGCAAUGGGGGAGAGCGGAGCGCGCGGCGGAGACUCCCAGCCCCACAUGGCCAUUCCCUCCUCGCCCCAUCGCUUGGACAUGACUGGCAUCAGCCCCUUGGCUCACACUGGGGACAGUCCCGGCAGAGUGAGGGAGGGAACCGGCCUGGGCGGCCGUUCCGACCGCGCUGUGGUUAUUGAAGAUAACAUCCCAAGCCGCAGGGAUAUCUCCUCCCUCCUGCAGGCCAGGGAGAAAUGCGAUGACCAAGAAGUGAACAUCAUGGAGAGAGUCACUGAUGUAGAUGAACAUAUGGCUGUCCCCUGUGCCCAACCAAAGUCCUACAGGCACUUUGUUCCUCACUUGAAAACAUCGGCUCCUUCUAAGCGGAGGCGUGGAGCGACAGGCGGGGCGUUGCUGCGAUUGUCCAUGGUCGUGGGAUUCAAUGGCAACGCUCGGGGAAAUGUGAUCUGGAAUCCAGAUUCAGGAUUGUUUGCGUACACGUGCGGUAGCUUGCUGGUGCUGGAGGACCUGCACACGGGUGCGCAGAGACACCUACAGGCCCACACCGAGGAGAUCUCCACGCUCGCCUCAUCCCACGACGCAGAGGUUCUUGCAUCAGCCUCGGGAGGGCGCGGCGACACCGGCAGCCAGAUUUGCGUGUGGGACGCCCGCCGGGGGUCCUGCGAGCGGGUGUUGUCUCGUCACAGGCACGAGGUGCAGGCCAUGGCCUUCUCAGCCGACAACAGCGUCCUCCUGUCCGUGGGGGACUACAGGGAGAUGAUGGUGGUGCUGUGGGACACCAGAACGUACGCCGUCAUUGCCGCGACACGCUCCGUGUUCCCAAUUAACGACGUGUGCCCCGACCCCUCGGCCGCCGGAGCGUUCUUGUGCGUGGGCAGUGGCGCUAUUGCUUUCUGCCGAGCACAGAAUCUCGGAGAGACGGCGGUUCUGCAGCUGAGUGCCGCCCCUCUGCCCAACGGUGCCGGGGCGAGCGAGCUGAGCGCGGCUGUCAUGGGGCCCGACUCGCUGCUCUUCACGGCGUCCGCGUGUGGCCGCGUGGCAGCGUGGGACGCAGACCGCCGGCGCUGUCUCCUCUCGUGGGACGCAGACACGGCAGACAUCGGUGUGCUCUGCUGCCAUGGAAACCGGCUGCUGAGUGGUAGCAGCAGCAAGAGGAUCCGUCUGUGGUGCGUGGAGAGUGUGAGCGCCACGAUGGAGGGCGGCGUGAGAGAGAGCGAGUUCGUGUCCAUGGAGGGGGAGAUGGUGCUGGAUGGCGCCGUGGUGAGCGCCGCCUUCGAUGACGUCAUGGAGAUGGGGAUUGUGGGCACGGCCGCCGGCACGCUGUGGUACAUCAACUGGACGGAGCGCGCCUGCGUGCGGCUCGUCAGCGGCCAUCGCGGCAAGGUGAACGACAUCGCCUUCAGCCCUGAUGGGAGCCAGCUGGUCAGCGGCUCGGAGGACGGGCUGCUGAGGGUGUGGUCCGUGCCCGAGAUGGAGCUGGUCGUGCAGUUCCAGGUUCUGCACCGGAGCUGCACGUGCGUGGCGUGGCGCCCCAGCGGCGCGGCUCCUUCGCAGGUGGCGGCCGGGUUCGGUGACGGGACACUUCGUCUAUUCGGCGUGGCGUCCGCACGGACACUGCACAAACUGCAGCCGCACGGCGCCGCCAUCCGCUGCGUUGCGUUCUCUUCCGACGGCGAGGUGAUGCUGACCGGUGGGGCAGACGGCCGCGUCGCUCUCAACAGCGUGAGCACGGGCCUCACGUUUCGCAUGCUGAGUCAGCACAGCUCCUCGCCGAUCUGCAGCCUGCAGUGCGCGCCCGCACACCAGGGCAGCCCUGAAGGUCGCGACCUGUGGUUGGCCGCCAGUCUGGAUCGGCGCAUCAGUAUCUGGAAAGCCGAUUGGCCUAAAGACGAGUGCAAUCUGGUGGACUGGCUCACCUUCCAGAGUCCAUGUGAGCAGCAGGAAGAGAAGCCGAGCGGGAGACUCCCGCGGUGCAGCGUGCUCAUUUGUCCGAGCGAGCCGACCACUGUGGUGCACACGGGAUUCGACUUGGAGACGGACGUCGUCUUUUACAGCCUGACCCUACGCCAGGUCACACGCCGGAUCCCUGUGCUGGGCCACACAACUUGCCUCAGCCUGGCUCCCAGUGGGGACCACCUGGCUAUCGGCUCCACAGAGAGGGCCCUGAUGCUGACGGCGCCGGAGGGAGGGACGCUGCGGGACGCGGGCACGCACAGCGACGAGCCGCACGUCAUUCGCUUCUCGCCGUCCGGAAGCGUUCUCGGCAGUGCUGCACACAAUGAGAUCUUUGUGUGGAGGCUGCUGCGUUAGGUGGAGUGGGGCCCUUGCUCCCCUUCACUCCCCCGCCCUCCCUCCCUGCGUGCGUCACAGCUGCCGCGGGGCCUGCUCAGUGUCACGCUCUCGGGAAAAGUGCGUGGCAGCGGCGGGGGUGGGGUGGUGGGCGGUUGUCGACCGGUGCGGAGUGGAAGGGGGUUAGAACAACGUGGCCGCUUGCCCAGAUGGAGUUGUGCGCUAGUGGGGAUAUGGGAAUACGUAAAACUGGAGCGAUAUUAAGCUGCAACUAAUAGCUGUGUUUUGUUGGGUCGACUAUGCUUUGCAGCACUGUAAAUCUAAAUGAUACAACAGUGUUCUUUGUGCAUGUGCAUACAUUUAAAUCUGUGGUGGCAGAUUUUUUAAAAAAUCGGUUCUAAAACGGCGUAAGGACUUCCGAGAAAUUCUAUGGAGUGAACGCUUUCCUCUGAUCAAAGCAACUUUUUUUUGUACUGGGUUACUUUCAUCCUACUGGGGAAUACAAAAUGUAACUUUAAAAACCACAGCAGCCACCGAGGGAUAGAAAUAACAGUCACAAGUUUGUUGGUCUUAUUUGAGGUUGCGUUUAAAGCCCUGUAUUUUUGUUAACACAUUUCGUUUUAAAUGAGACCAACUAUUGGUCCUUUUCUACAUGUAUGGGAGUGUCACCAACAGCAAUACGUUACAAAACACACAAAUAUUGAAACAGUCCAUAUUUAUUUUACAUUACAUUUGAGCCUUUUGCAGCAGAGAAGUGUAUGUAUGAGUUGCUAUCGCCCUUGACACUAGCUGCAUAUAAAACCAUUCUACCUUUCUAUGCUGUAGCUGUUUGUAUAGCCCACAAUGCGAGCUAAUGGGCAGAGACUCGGGUGUCUGGAAAUCCACAGACUGGGCCACCUGUUCCAGAGCUUGCAGUGGGUGUCUGUAUAAACCGGUCAUAUUUGAAGGCAAACACUGUGAAGUCCCGAAGCCCAUUAGGACAUCAACAGCGGUCUGUAACCUUCAGAUGUAAAAAAUGCCCUACAACAAAAAACGGGGGGCCAUGUAAGUCCCCGGAAGAUUUGAACACGUCCGAUAUUUACAUUGGAAAUAUUUAUUUUCCUAGGUUUCACUGAAAGGGCGUUGCCCCGUUGACGUCGUGGUGAUUUAUUGUUUCAGCUCGUGGUGUUUUACACGCACAGAAACUACAGUUGGGCACGCGGUGAAUUCACGUCGCUCGCACAUCGCUGAACUUCAAGCUUUCACCACCGUGAACUUUGUUAAGUGGCGGAACAAGACAUCGGGUCGGACGCGAGGGCUUGACCAUAUUUUUAUUUUCAAAAAACGAGAGCAGCUGCCGAGAUCAAAUGUACAUCCGGACUAAGAUUCGCAUCUGACUUUUAUAUUGACUCAUCGAACCAAGUACAAAGACGUGCGUCAUUCUUGAGCAAACAAGUCAGCCUAUAAGUGUAUGAUAGAAUGCCCGUGUUUAUGAUCGUGAGUGCAAAAGUCUGUAAUAAUGAUACAUUUGUCCACAAAAUGUCUGAUGAAAAGUUCGUAAUGCUCCGGCACCAAUCUGGCCCCAGCUGUGAGAUGGAUUUGGCACUAUAUGCUGUAAUGUUUAUUUGGCAAGAUAUAAAUUGUAUUUCUAACUUGGCUGUUUUGUAAUGUUUGCUAUAUUGCAGGCAGAUGUGUUUUACUGUGUAGUGUUAUGUAUGUAACAGUCCAACUGGGCAUUGACCAUGUAAGCCACAUGUUUUACAGAGGAAAUUAUUCAAACAGUACCUUGUUACAAUUAAUGUUUUUUUAUGUGGUUUACCAUUUAGUUUUACAGAUAUGUUUGCAAUAUUUCUGUACAUAAACUUGUGCAAGUAAGGAAA